AUGCAGAACCUAAAGCUAGAGAGGGAAACAAUAAAAGGAUCCCUGAAAAAAGUUUUUAAAGAAAUUGAAGAGGUGAAUCCCAGUGACGAGAAGAAAAUACAAAGACUCCUGCAACAAGUUGAUGAUAAAGCAGAGCGAGUAUUUCUUCUAGACAACAGCAUAAAAGACAUUCUAUUCGCAGAAGAAACCAGCACGGAAGAAAUUAGCAAGGAAUUAAAUGAUGAAGAAAACUUUCGUGACGAGGUAGGAAAAUUUAGAAUAGAAUGUGAGUAUUUGAUCAAAAAUUUAAAAACUUUGAAAGAUCAAGAAAAUAAAGUUACAAGAAAUGAAAAACCUGUCAAAAAUUUUCAUAUGCCGAAAAUUGAAAUAAAGAAAUUUGAUGGAAAUAUCAAAAAUUGGAUAAAUUUUUGGGGCCAGUUUAGAAAAAUCGAUGAAGACGCAGACCUUCCAAACGAAGACAAGUUCCAAUACCUGAUCCAAUCAACAGAAGAUGGCACGCCAGCCAGAAGCCUUGUCGAAAGCUUCCCACCUUCCGCUGAAAAUUAUAAAAUAGCCAUUGACCAACUGAAAAAUAGAUUCGCAAGGGACGAAAUUUUAAUUGAGGUAUACGUUAGGGAGUUACUAAAUUUAAUUCUAAAUCAACAAACCUCAAAGGAGGACCCAGGUAUGGCUUUAUCUACUUUGUAUGAUAGGUUGGAGACUCAGCUUAGGGCUUUGGGAACACUAGGUGUUACUAGCGACAAGUAUGCAGCGAUGCUUUUGCCACUUGUUGAAUCCGAGCUACCUUAUGAGUUGCUUAAAAUUUGGGAAAGAAAUAGGGCUUCUAAUAAUUUAAAAUUUAAUAGUGAGUUGCAGGGUCUACUAGAGUUCCUGAAAACAGAAGUGGAGGCCGAAGAGCGUAUAAAACUUGCUCAGUCUAGUUUCACAGUUCCAAAAAGUAUUGACGAUAAGUAUACUGUAGAAACCUUACAUACAGAGAGUUUAAAAACCAAGGGUAAGCAAAAGUUUUCUUGUAUUUUUUGCGAAAGCAAUACACAUGCCAGUCAGAACUGCAUUAAAGCUCAGAAAAUGACUUUAGAGCAGAAAAAAUCCAUUAUAAGUAAAAAACGGAGUUGUUUUUCAUGUUUAAAGCAGUUUCACAAUUUUCGGACAUGCAAAACAACUGUCAAAUGUAUAAAAUGUGCUCGCAAGCAUUUUACAUUAAUGUGUCCUGAUUUGCAUGAAAAAGAAAACAAAAAUAGAGAUUUGCAAAAAUCAGAAUCUUUAGAAAAUACAUUAAUAACUGUCGCUUCUGAAACUUUACUGCAAACGAUCAAUGUUAGGGUUAUUUCUGAUAAUAAAAGGUCAAUGACAGUAAGGGCACUGCUAGAUUCGGGUUCGCAACGUUCCUAUAUAACUACAAAAUGCGCGGAAGAUUUAGGGUUAACUAAAAUUGGACAAGAAAAUAUAGUUCAAGGUGUUUUUGGUGGGUUGCAGGGAGCUCCAAAGAUUCAUCGUUUGUUUAAGGCAGGUAUAGAAAAUUUAGAAAAUUCAUUCAGCAUCGGGUUAUCUUUACUGGAACAAUCUAAAAUUUGUAAUUACCUUCCAAAACUAAUUGACCAAAAGGUCCUAGAUUUAUUAAAAGAUAAAAAUAUUUAUGUAAAUGAUUCUGCUUCUAAAGAAUUAGAGGAUAAUUUAUUAAUAGGGGCAGACAUGUUUGGUCACAUCAUAACAGGAAACUUGGUAAACAUAAAUGAUUCUUUAGUAGCUUUGGAAACCAAGAUUGGUUGGACCGUUAUGGGGACACAAAAAAAUCCAGCAGAGACGAAAUGUCGAGAAGAGUUAGACAUUCGCACGUUAGAAAAAUGUAAAGAAAGCACUGUGGUAAAUAGUGAAAAUAGAUAUGAAGUUUGUUUACCAUGGGCAGAAGGUUAUCCGGCUAUAACCUCUAAUUUUAAUUUAGCUGAAAAGCGACUUUUUUCUACCACAAAACGGUUAGUUUCUCUGAACAAGCUUACAGAGUAUGACAAUAUAUUUCAAAAUUGGGAAAAUACAGGAAUCAUUGAAGAAGUAGAAGAAGAGCCGUUGGAAAAGAAUACGCACUACUUGGCACAUCACGCAGUUGUCAAAGAGUCCAGUUUAACUACGAAGAUCCGACCAGUGUUUGAUGCAUCAGCUAAAGAUGGUAACAGUAAUUCUCUUAAUGAUUUACUGGAAAAGGGUCCAAAUAUUGAGCUAAUAAUACCUUUAAUUUUAAAGUUCAGGUUACAUAAAAUUGGGGUAACGUCAGACAUAGCGAAGGCAUUUUUGCAGAUAAGCAUUUCAGAGAAAGAUAGGGAUUUUUUACAAUUUUUGUGGUGGAAAAACUAUGAAAAAAGAGAAAUAAAAAUAUUUAGACAUUGUAGAGUAGUUUUUGGGCUAAAACCAAGUCCUUUUCUUUUAGCAGCAACAGUUAAUUUGCAUUUAGAAAAGGAAAAAACAUACACAGAAACAGCUAAUCAACUUCUUAACGCAUUUUACGUAGACAAUUGUGUUUUUAGCGUUAGGAAUGAAACAGAACUUAAAAAAUUUAUUGAUGAGUCAACAGAAAUUCUAAAGAAUGCAAAAUUUGAUCUUAGGGGGUGGACUUUUAAUGAAAAUAACGAUACGUAUGUUUCUAGCGUCAAUGAAAAAUUAGAAAAUAAGGUUAUCUCUAUUUUGGGUAUACAGUGGAAUUACCAAACUGACACUUUAGCGUGUGAUAUAAAAAAUUUAGACAGUCUUGACGAGAUUCCUAGAGCAAAAAGAGGCAUUUUAUCUGCAACGCAGAGAGUUUUUGAUCCUAUUGGUUUCACUGCUCGAUUUACGUUAAUACCGAAAAUCUUAUUACAAGAGACUUGGAGCUUGAAAUUGACGUGGGAUCAAAAAUUACCUGACGAUAUCAAAAAACGUUUCGAAAUUUGGUUAAAAAAUGUUAAAUGUCUUAAUUUUUGUAACAUACAUAGAUAUUUAGCAUAUCCAGAAGAAGUGAACCUAAUAAUAAAUAAAACUCUUCACGUUUUCGUUGACGCUAGUAAAUACGCUUAUGCCGCUUGCGUUUUUAUUAGGCUAGAAUUUCAAAAUUCAAUUUCAAUCAAACUUUUGUUAGCAAAAUCGCGUUUAAGUCCAGUUAAAACGAUUACUCUCCCUAGGUUAGAAUUAAUGGCUGCUGUGAUACGUGUUAGGUUAUUAGAAACUGUUAAAGAAGUAACAGACUUUACAGAGCUUAAAACGUACUACUGGAGUGAUUCGAUGGUUGUCUUAACCUGGAUUAAAACAAAGGGUCUUUGGAAUACUUUUGUAGGAAACCGGACGUUUUAUCACGAGGAUGUAGCGGGAAACAACUUUUGGAAAAACAAUGGUGGAAGGGCCCUCAAUGGCUCAAAGAACCAGAAAAUAUGUGGCCAAAAGGAGAAGUAG
Messenger RNA from Diabrotica virgifera virgifera (western corn rootworm), 3417 nucleotides. RefSeq lists its product as uncharacterized. The coding region runs from base 1 to 3417 and encodes 1138 amino acids. Gene Ontology annotation, molecular function: aspartic-type endopeptidase activity. The transcript has 3 exons. Gene Ontology annotation, biological process: proteolysis. The record is from RefSeq and is a predicted model, not a curated record. NCBI's taxonomy places the organism in Eukaryota, Metazoa, Arthropoda, Insecta, Coleoptera, Chrysomelidae.